This is a messenger RNA of Bombus impatiens (common eastern bumble bee), 1958 nucleotides long. Its product is annotated as zinc finger protein-like 1. Gene Ontology annotation, cellular component: Golgi apparatus. The record is from RefSeq and is a predicted model, not a curated record. The transcript is spliced from 3 exons. Lineage: Eukaryota; Metazoa; Arthropoda; Insecta; Hymenoptera; Apidae. Bases 190 to 1158 code for a protein of 322 amino acids.
GUGAAAAAUGUCAGACGACGUGGCUGAUGAAAGAUGGAACCCGUACCGCAUAAUGCAGCUUAAAAUUUUGUAAGAUCACGAAAUGUCAUAUAAAAUUAUCCGUUUAUAAAAGUGUUUUUAAGUAACUAGUUUUUUUUGUAUUGUUGAUAAUUUAUUUAAUGUUAUAAACGUAUUAUUUUUAUCGUAACUAUGGGGCUGUGCAAGUGUCCGAAAAGAAGAGUUACAAAUCUGUUUUGUUUUGAACACCGUGUCAAUGUUUGUGAACAUUGUAUGGUUACGAAUCACCCAAAGUGUAUUGUUCAAUCGUAUAUUUUGUGGCUACAUGACCAUGAUUACAAUCCAAUAUGUACAUUAUGCUCCGUAAAUUUAAGCGAAGGAGAUUGUGUUCGGCUAACAUGCUAUCACAUGUAUCAUUGGGCAUGUUUGGACAAAUAUGCCAGGGAAUUACCAGAAACUACAGCACCAGCAGGAUACACAUGUCCAACUUGUAAGGAACGCAUAUUUCCUGACUCAAAAUUGGUUUCUCCUGUGGCAGAUGUGUUGAGAGAAAAGUUAGCAGGAGUAAAUUGGGCACGAGCUGGUUUAGGUUUACCUUUGCUCAGUGAAGACAGAGAGCAAAAACCAGAACAGGAGCAUCCUUCAUUGAGAAUUGAGACCACUUCGUAUCAGAACCACACAUUAACAACUUCAUCACCAUCAAUCGCUACAUCACGUUCUGUUAGCAAUGUUAACUCAGUUCACAGUAACAUAAAUAAUGUGCAUUUAAAUAAUCAAAAGGUUGGGCCACCUUAUUCAAUUGUAAAUAUCGAUUCAUCCAUGGGAUUGUCCCAGUCAACAUCAAGAAAAGUUUGCGAAGCAUAUGACGAUCCGAAAGAAAUAUCAUUUGAUCAUGAUGAAAAUAAAUACAGAAGAAAGCCUGCGAUCGAAUGGUUCUUAAGGUGGUGGAAGUUGAUAGUUAGCCCACCAACACGACGUAGAAAUACACCCAGUCCGCAAUACAGGAGAUAUACGGUGCUAGGAAUCAUGGUAAUAUUAGCUUUCAUUGGAAUGUUAAUUCUAUUCUCGUGGCUUGGACGAAUGGCUACAGACGGCGAUCCAAGUUACGAUCUUCGCGCGGAUCCGAACAUUUUAGUUGCUGAUAAACCCGCUGGUAUUUAAUAUACUCCACAUUUCAAAGCGAUGUUUGAAGGGAACUGUAGGAGUACCACGUAAAUGAAGACAUAUAUAAAUGAAGCUUGUAAGAUAAUGUAAUAAUUUUGGAUUAUAGUCGAACGAAUAUGUAUUCACUGUCUUAUGAUUUCAUUCUAAAGAAAUAACUAGCAUAAGAUAUAGUAUACUGCUAGCCAAUAUUUGUUAAUUUUUAUGUAAAGUAUGCCUUAACAUUAAGCUGUAUAUUUCACUCUGUAAAGACUUAUAAAUUUACAAGAAAUUUUCUGUAAUGAUUAUAUGAAAGAGUUUUUUAUACUAUCAUGUGCAAAAUUAAACGAAAGAAAGAAAAGAACGUUGCUAAUAUCAUUUCCACUAAUAAUAGGAACGAACUGUGUGCAGACAAGAUUUUGUAACUGUCAUAGGAGUGACACUAAUUAGAAACGCGCUACUUUGUUGUUUAUGUUGUUGCUUAUUUUAAAACGGUAUUAUAGCUUAUUUAAAACGUCGAUUUUGUUGUAUUGUUUCCAACAUUUUUUCGAUCGAAAAACCGGGAAUGUGUAUACGUUAAAAAGCAAAUCUUUUAAGUUGUGCUUAGUAACAUUAACAAUAUAGGACUGCUGUAGCAGCUUUUAGAAACUUCAUCGUAUUCCAUUUAUUCAUACAUUGUGUGACAUGUUUACAAUUCAAAUCAGAGUCUGGUAACCGAACCGAGAGAAAUAUUCGUUCAUGAAAUAUUAACAUCUCUUAACAGAUCAAACUCUGGCAUAUCGAAUCAAUUUUAUACGAAAAGAAACUAGUUUAUAGAAAAA